UUCUUUACAGACGGGAACCGGGCCGCUGGAUGAUGGCGUUGGAGAAGCUGCUGCUGUUGGAGCUGGGUCUGUACACCAGCUGUUUCGUGUGUGGGAUCGUCACCGCCGCGUCCGUCACCAUCGUACAGGGUGACUUUCACGGUCUGUGCAUGCUGUACGGACACGUCAACUACAGUGCAACGGCAAACACCAUCGGCGUCCCGCAGUACAGCUCCGCUUCUCUCUGUUAUUUUGUGUCGGCCAUAUCAAUCAUGGUGGCAGUGGUGUGUUUCUCUCUGUCUCUGUACUGGGCAUACACUCUCUGCAUUGAGAGGAACACGACAAGGGAGCUCAUGUGGAUGAACCUGAUCAUAAUCCUGUGUGGCAUCUUCCUGUUCUUCCUGCUCAUCACCGGCUGCAUGUUAAAGAUCGGGCGAGACUCGCUCUGCGACUCGGUCCUGGAAAAUGUUCACAACAUCACCAGAUGUGAAGAAGCUCAGACUAAAACAUGGGCCAGUCCAUAUCAAGGAGAGAGGUUCUACAGCAACCUACACAAAGCUGAGACAGCCGUGUGGAUCAACUUCUUCUUUUGGCUCAUAAUUGGGGUUUUGGUGAUCAUUCAGAAGCGUCAGAGCUCAGGGUCCAAGGUGAUUGCAGGAGGGUUCGCUGGGCCAGCUGGAGGGCUUUUCGGUGAUCCGGGGGUGACGGCUGCAGAGACGGAGCCGUUUUUCAACCGUCCUGCGAGGCCACAGUGAGAACUGGAGUCAUAAAAACACAUGUUACCAGGAAAUUAAUAUAUGGCAGUACUGGAAGAUGGUAAAUGCAUUUGUAUUGUACACGUUUAUAUUGAGGUGUCCCAGUGAUGAUGGCACAUGUUAGAGGUAACACAUAAAGUGUGAGGAGCCUGAGACAUAACUGUAACAACAUAAGUGUUAACCUCCGACGAGGAUGGGAUUCGAACCCACGCGUGCAGAGCACAAUGGAUUAGCAGUCCAUCGCCUUAACCACUCGGCCACCUCGUCCCACAUGCUAUGCUACUUAGAUAAACAACUGUCCAGCUCAAAAGGCUUAUCUGAACCAGAUUAACUCUAUGAUCCGAGGGUUGAACCAUUGACAUUGCCAGUUACUAGUUUUCCACAUCUAAACACAAACAGCUGGAUACACACAUCCAGAUGUUUGUGCUUGUCCAUUCACAAAUUAUUUUAGCUAGCAGUUUGCUUACACAACCAACACUUGGAAAAGUUUAUUGCAGGCAAUUUUUUUAUUUUAACUGUGUUCACGUGUUGUUUUAUGAUGUGAAUCUUUUCUACAUGAAACAUUUGCAUAAUCACGAACAUUAUUAUUGAAUGUCUUCAUCAAGCCUCUGCAGGUCAAAGUCACAUUCAUUUACUCCUCCUGAAAAGACAGAUAGCAAAAAUAGUUUGGCCCAAACGCGGCCAACUUCUGUAGAUUUGUUUUAUGCCCACACUUGCAAAGACCAGACAGGAUCCAAAUCUGCAUUUUCUUUGGGCUUUUGGCUAAAACAACACAUGCAAGAACCCUUUGGGCUUCAUCUAUCCCACACAACAUCUGGUUGAACCAGAAGUGCCAAUAAUAGCCCGGAUUAAACGGCUGCUAUAUGGUUUCACCUCUGGCCACUGAAACCAUUUUUUUUUUUUUUUGUAUUUUAAUUUUGUUUAAAAGAAAAACUCCUGUGAUUUAACUCUCUGCUCAGGAAACACAUCUCCUGGCCAUUUUCCCUGAAAAACCUACUGUAUAUUUAUCAGUGGUGCUCAUUACUUUUGUGUAUCGCACAUUAGCAGAAAGAAUAAAAGUAAAAGAUGUGAACUUCCUGGUUUGAAUUUAUGCUAACAGACACAUUUGUGUGGUUUAAAACAGAAAAUCAGAGUGGAAACAGGAUGACAAAAAUUUAUCUCUUGCUUAAGUUUGUCAGAGAAGCUGGAAUUAUAGAAAUGUUGGACAGUGUCUCCCUCUGCUGGCCAAAAAAAAAAAACACAUUUUAAACUUAAACUGCUUUUGUAUUUCUUUACAUGCCUAUGUUGAGAUUAUACAUUAUACAUGUAUGAUACAUACUUUGACAGUGUCUUUAUUAUGCUAUUUUGCAAUAAAUCUUCAAUCUAA
This is a messenger RNA of Melanotaenia boesemani (Boeseman's rainbowfish), 2100 nucleotides long. It is a transcript of the gene tmem179ba, whose product is annotated as transmembrane protein 179Ba. The record is from RefSeq and is a predicted model, not a curated record. NCBI's taxonomy places the organism in Eukaryota, Metazoa, Chordata, Actinopteri, Atheriniformes, Melanotaeniidae. The transcript is spliced from 5 exons. Bases 30 to 734 code for a protein of 234 amino acids.